UCCAUAUGAAUCGUGUUUCGCAAUUUUCCCACCCAUUUCGACCUCCAUUAUAGAUGUUGAAUUGAAUAAUUUCCCUCUCAAAUCUCCAUCUUCCUUCAAUCUAAAAGGGAAAAUGCCGAUUGAGAUACUAAAAGGGUUGCCAUUUUCAGUAGAUACAUGGAGUUCGAAGUCAAGCACAAAGAGGCAUCAUUUCUUAACACAUGCUCACAAGGAUCACACUCAAGGGAUUUGUAUUUAUGGUUCAUUUCCAAUUUAUUGUUCCCGUCUUACCAGGACUCUUGUUUUACAGCAUUCUCCUCAGCUUGAUGGAUCAUUUUUUGUGGGUAUUGAAGUUGGGCAAUGUAAAGUGAUCAAGGACCCUGAUGGUGAUUUCAAGGUUACUGCCCUUGAUGCCAAUCAUUGCCCAGGAGCUCUAAUGUUCUUGUAUGAAGGCAAAUUUGGAAAUUUCCUGCAUACAGGAGAUUGCAGACUCACGAUUGAGUGUUUGCAACAAUUACCCCUAAAGUAUGUGGGCACCCCUGGAAAAGAACCAAAGUGUCAGCUUGAUUGCAUUUUCCUUGAUUGCACAUUUGGUCAGUCUCCAUUGAAGAUGCCCAGCAGGCAGGCAGCAAUCCAACAGGUCAUCAAUUGCAUAUGGAAGCACCCUCAAGCUCCUACAGUAUAUCUGACAUGUGAUCUUCUUGGCCAUGAGGAGAUUCUCGUGCAGGUUGCACAGACAUUUGGUUGCAAGAUUUACGUUGAUAAAGCUAAAACUCCAGAAUGCUUUCAGGCUUUGGAACUAAUGGUGCCUGAAAUCCUGUCUGAAGACACAUCUUCUCGUUUUCAACUGUUUGAUGGGUUUCCAAAACUGUACCAAAGAGCAGAAGCCAAGAUCACAGAGGCUCGGUCUGAUUGUCAGCAUGAACCUCUAAUUAUUAGAGCAUCAGCACAGUGGUAUGCAUGUGAUGAUGGUAUUUCGGAUAUUGAAAGGCGGAAAAAAGAAAGAUGUGAUCAACCAGUGAGAGAUAUAUUCGGUGUCUGGCACAUUUGUUACACCAUACACUCAUCAAAGGAAGAACUGGAGUGGGCUCUGCAACUUCUUGCACCUAGGUGGGUCGUCUCUACAACACCUAGUUGUAAGGCUAUGGAGCUGGAUUAUAUGAAGCGUCUAUUUAAUCAACAUCGGAAUUUUGAUGACCCUUUCUGGAAACUUUUGGGAUUCACUAUGGACGUGGAAUCUGAGGUUGAUGCAGAAACAGCUCCAGAUGUAGUUGAAGUUUCAAGCUCACCUUUGGCCAAGAGCAAUGCUCAAGAUUAUGCAGACAACUCCCAGUCAACGACAUCAUCUUUUAGCAUUUGUAGGCAGUCACAUCUGUCUUCUCCAAGCAAAACAGCCCCAGUAACAUUAUUUGGUAGGGCAAGGCUUGGGCUCAAUGGUUCUCAUUUCAAACAUGAAGAAAAGGAGCCUAUACUUCCAGAUAAAAAUGAUGUAUUCAGAUGUUCCGAUGAGUUAGAGGUUAUUUCAUUUAAGAAGGAAGAAGUUGUGGUGGAAGCUGGUAAGACCUUGGCAGUAAGUGAAGGUUUAGACAUCAAGAGUAAAGAGUGCUUGAUGCACACAGAAACACAGAAUUGUAUUUUUGAGUCAGCGGUUGGAUUGUCAAACAGUUACAACCCAAGUUUGAGAAAAUUAUACCGGUCUAUGCAUGUACCAGUGCCUCGACCCCUUCCUUCGUUGACAGAGCUUAUGAAUGCUACUAAGCGUGCUAGGAGAAGGCUGAUAAAAAUACAGAUAACUUAUACUCCAUAUACCUGCUCUUCACCUUCCCUUUUUACAGGCUGCUGUGCACUGAAACCUUCCAAUUACCUGCCUACUGUAUAUUGUUUGUACAUCAUAAUUUCUUAUGAAUAAUUUAAUGGUACACUGGAAGAUACUUUUCGAUAUUCAUUUGUUAACAGACUCCAUUCUAUUCAAUGUGGAAGGUAUUUUAUGUUAGAUGAUAUCAUAUUUCAGUUCUACCCUCUUCAGACCCCACUUGUGGAAUUACAUUGGGUAGUGUU
Messenger RNA from Solanum dulcamara, 2037 nucleotides. RefSeq lists its product as uncharacterized. Gene Ontology annotation, biological process: protection from non-homologous end joining at telomere; double-strand break repair via nonhomologous end joining; interstrand cross-link repair. The coding region runs from base 113 to 1888 and encodes 591 amino acids. Gene Ontology annotation, molecular function: damaged DNA binding; 5'-3' DNA exonuclease activity. NCBI's taxonomy places the organism in Eukaryota, Viridiplantae, Streptophyta, Magnoliopsida, Solanales, Solanaceae. The transcript is spliced from 5 exons. The record is from RefSeq and is a predicted model, not a curated record.